This is a messenger RNA of Dothidotthia symphoricarpi CBS 119687, 588 nucleotides long. RefSeq lists its product as uncharacterized. The coding region runs from base 1 to 588 and encodes 195 amino acids. NCBI's taxonomy places the organism in Eukaryota, Fungi, Ascomycota, Dothideomycetes, Pleosporales, Dothidotthiaceae. The record is from RefSeq and is a predicted model, not a curated record. The transcript is spliced from 2 exons.
AUGGCAGAGCACAGUCUCCUAGGCCUCCCCCGCGAACUGAGGGACAUGAUCUACUCGCUCGUAUUACCAAAACGAGUGCGACUAGCCCGACGCGCCUCAACAAAGAGCCACGCAUUCUACGACAAUCACGGCAUCCUCCUCGUGAAUCAUCAAUUGCGAGCAGAAGCCCUGGAUGCCCUGCUACCGCACACAACCUUCAUCAUCAGCGCAGAUGAGGACAGCAGAACCCUAGAGACGCGCGAUUGUCCCAACCGGGCGAGGAUGAAAAAUCUGCUUAUCAAAGUGUGGUGCAAGAAGCGGAAUCUGCACGACUUUGCGUUGUCGCAUGUGUCUGGGCUGUGGAGCACGACGACGUUGGGGGACCUGCACGUGACGCUGCCGGGCUUGGAGAAAGUUGUGUUCGACUUGUCGUGGAAGGUUGAGGCACCGUGGUGCUCGUGGACGCGUCAUACGCGCGAGUGGAUGCUGCAAUAUCUUAGGGACUCUGUUGAGGCACAGCGCAUCUGGACGGGGUGGGAUGCCGACUAUGCGCUAGAUGACUCAAAAGUAUUGAGAUCUGCGAGUGUGCUGGACGAGUUGAGGCGGUAA